AUGACCGCGCCCAACUCGUCGACACCGAUCCACGGGAACUACCACGGGUACUACACCAAGCGACCCUUCGCGAACGACCCCCGAGUAGCCGUUCUCCCUUCCUCCAUCUUCGCCGGUGCCCGUGUGUUGGACGUGGGAUGCAACGAAGGCUGGGUGACGUGCGAAAUCGCACAGUCGAAGGGCGCGAGGAAGGUCGUCGGCGUGGACAUUGACGACAAGCUCGUCCGGCUGGCGUGGAAGCGGAGACGCUAUGUCUGGAGUUUGCAGGAGCCAUCCACCUCGAAGGGUACCAUGGAAGAUGAGAUGCCGCCUGCCCGAAAACGGAGGAAGGUCGACGCCAAUGGGGGCGGUGGGGACACCCUACAGGCAGACUAUUUCCCCGCGUCGUUCGAGCACAUGUUCGGUCCCCUGCCCAUCCCCCCAGUCGACGCCCCUGAUGGUCCUGGACGCGAUGAGUUCCCGCACAACGUUACCUUCCGUGCAGUGGACUGGGUGAACAUGGAGAUCCUGGAGGACAAGGAUGGAUAUGACGUCGCACUCGCAUUCUCGAUAUCCAAGUGGAUCCAUCUCAACGGCGAGGAUGAGGGGCUCAUGCGCUUCUUCCGGCGCAUCCACUCUGUUCUAAGACUGGGAGGCACCUUCGUGCUCGAACCGCAGGAAUGGGAGUCGUAUCACAAGGCCAGGCGCAUGAACCCGAAACUCAAGAGCUUGGAGCACCUGAAGUUGCGUCCGAACGACUUCGAGAAGAUACUCCAGGAGAUCGGCUUUGGGCCUCCUGAGCAUCUGGGGCAAAUUGGCGAAGGCGGGUUCAAGCGACCAAUCGACGUUUACACCAAGUUGAGGUGA
Molecule: messenger RNA, 846 nt
Organism: Fomitopsis serialis
Lineage: Eukaryota; Fungi; Basidiomycota; Agaricomycetes; Polyporales; Fomitopsidaceae
Product: Bicoid-interacting protein 3-domain-containing protein
Exons: 6
Coding region: 1-846 (281 amino acids)
Biological process (GO): snRNA modification
Molecular function (GO): snRNA binding; RNA methyltransferase activity; O-methyltransferase activity
Source: RefSeq, a predicted model, not a curated record